This is a messenger RNA of Caenorhabditis elegans, 872 nucleotides long. RefSeq names its product LITAF domain-containing protein (gene Y57A10A.14). Lineage: Eukaryota; Metazoa; Nematoda; Chromadorea; Rhabditida; Rhabditidae. The transcript has 5 exons. The record is from RefSeq and is marked reviewed. The coding region runs from base 106 to 717 and encodes 203 amino acids.
AUAAUCGUUAUCAUUAUAUCGGUUUCCGAUUUUUUAGUAAAGUUAGGCAUUUUGCUUAAAAUAGAACUUGGUUUGUGCUUUUUUUUGAAAAUUUAUUUUGAAAACAUGGAACUGGAAGUUAUCAGCACACUGGAUUCCAAUUCCAGUCGUAUUAACAUAUUCGACGUAUUCGACAAUUCCCCAACAUCAUCAUCCCUAUCAGAUUCUGAUCCAAGUUUACUUAUUGAAGAAGAAGAACCACCGAAUCCAAAAAAGCGAGCAGAAUUGUAUCAGUGGUUGAAUACCUCGUAUUAUGGUAGUAUAAUACGGAAGGUUAGUGCACAGGUACCCUACCAGCCGGACUAUGUACGAAUUGAAGAUAACUCGACGAUUCCAAUUUUUGAUAACGAAGAAGAUUAUAACGAAAUCGUUGGCGGCGCCGAAGGAAACUCGUUGCUCAAUGAGCACAAAAUUCAGAUUGAUCUACAGCCGAGUAGUACUGGAAGCAGGAGGAGUACGGAGAGUUACGAGCUUUGUAAAAGUUGCACAUCCCGCUACACCCGCCAUCGUACUACCUAUCACGCCCGAAUAAUUUGGCUUAUUUUGACUACCGUAGCCCUUUCCUCAUCAUUUUUCCCAUAUGGUCUAUUUUCGGUUGUACUUCUCCUAUUUAUUCCUCCUCAAAUACGAAGACCUAUUUGUAAAAAGUGUAGAACCUCUUCGUUUUGGGGAUUUUGAUUUUAUAUAAUAGUUUAAAUCAGUUUGAUAAUUAGAUAACUAUGUAUUUCGGAAAAAAAUAUAUGAUCUCAUUGAUUUUUUUGUACACUUUCGAUUUUUUUUGUAUUUAGAAUAUUUAUAUGAUUUUUUAAUAAAUAAAAAUUUUUGGAAAAAAA